Messenger RNA from Corticium candelabrum, 939 nucleotides. RefSeq lists its product as uncharacterized. The transcript is spliced from 4 exons. The record is from RefSeq and is a predicted model, not a curated record. The coding region runs from base 331 to 798 and encodes 155 amino acids. Lineage: Eukaryota; Metazoa; Porifera; Homoscleromorpha; Homosclerophorida; Plakinidae.
UGCUCUUCUUCCAACUCGUUUUCCUCUCUACUACGUCCAGCCAAGCCGUCUUCAUUUUUGGCAUAAAUCCAAGCUUUCCGGCCUCUACCUUUGGAGCAAACUAUAAUGGUGGCAUCCGCUUACAAUCUAGAGACAAUACCAACUCCAAUUUGCGAGGAAAGUAUACAACUACAUCUCUAUUUAACUUUUUGGCAAGACUUCAUAAGGGUUUAACAUCACGUAUUUGAAACUACAUAUUCUUUAGGUAUUGGAACAAUCUUUAACAGAGCCACAAAUAGACAUGAAGUUGGCGCGAAUGCUAACGGUAACAACAGUCCUAGAGUUAAUUACAUGAAUGACAACAGCAAGCAAGGCAACACGGAGAUCUAUUUUCGACGGCCAUUUUCAGAAAUACCAAACUACGUUCAUCGUGAAGCUGCUUUGGGAAGAUACGCCCUACUCCACGAUCUGCGCUAUUUGCAAAAAACCGUUGGAUCUCGUCACCCAGAAAUGUUGAAAGUCAACAUAUCAGAAGAAUCACCGCUCGGCAAAUAUUCCACUGCCAAUCUGAUUGAAGAUCUGCGUGCAAUUGAGAAAUCGCUAGCACAAGCUUUUCCGCGUAUUUGCAAAUUCAUACAAUUGCUGACAAGCACUACACCUCCUUUUUCUCUAACCGACUUUCCAACGGCAAGCGUCAGCCCCUCCAACAAACCUCUAGCUUUUUCUAGACAAGAUCUAACUGUUCUGAAGGCGUUUGCAGCAAAGGUCGUCUACACAAAGCUGACACUUUCACAAGGAGAAAGGACGCCAACUGCAUGAACUAACCCUAAGCUCAGACCUUGAAACGGUAGUUUUAUGCUUGGUUGACGUAGCUGCAUAAUUGUCGUGUGUCUUUCCGGUAAAUCUGUUGUUUACUUGAAUGCUUGCUUGCAUAACAAAGAGUGCAAUACAAUACAGUGU